UGGUUGAUCUAAAAGAAGAGAGUUUGACUGUCCGAAGAGGGAGAAAGGAGACCAAAGAGAAAAUUUUCAUCUCUGUUACAGUAUAUAUUUCUAUAUUUGAAUUUCGAUACAGUUCAGGAGCUUGAAAUUAGGGUUGACAUGCCCAAGAUUUCGCGGAAAUGUUCAUUGUUUAUUUUUUGAAGUAAGCAGCAUUUUGCCCGAAAUAUAGGGUUUUCGCUUUGUCAGAAGAAGUCAGAAGCAUGGUUUAUGAGACGCGAUCAAGGAGUAAAGUGGGGGGUGAUGAGGACAAUACUUCAAAGAAUAGAGUGGCUGAUGGAGAAGGAACAUCCAUUUCAGGUUCUAGAGAGACUGAUUGUUUAGACUUACGAAGGUCAGCUCGGAAAACCUCAUCAAAACAGAUUACCACAAGCCCAUCAACUACACGGAAAUCUGAGCGUCUUCAGAAGCAGACUCCACCUGUAACUCCUACCAAAGGAAAAUCUGGUAAAAAUGAAAAAUUGAGCACUCCUAGUCCUAGUCCUUCAAGGAAGUCUGAUAGAAGCAAAAGAAACCUUCUACCGAGUACUUCAUUGUUAAAUGUCUCAGAGGAAGAAUCCAAUUCAUCUGGCAUGAAGAGAAAUAAAAAAAAACAAAAGAGCAUGAAGCAACAAACUCUGGAAUCUGAAAGCGUUAGCACUAGCAGUAGCCAGAGCUUGUCUUCUAUUGGAAAGAAAAGGAGGAGAAUGAAAUCAAUGAAUGCCCAUAGUUAUGUACUUUUGCUCAAGAUGCGACGAAAAAGGGGCACACCUUCAGGAAUUAAUAAGUCAAAGAGACCACAUAAAUUUUCUGGAGCUGAUGGUAGGGACACCAGGCGCGGGGAGUUUGUUGGGGAUAAAGAAAACAGGGACAGUGAAUGCCAUAUAAAGGUCGCAGAUGAAUUGACAGACCAUCUUGCUGCACAAGUUGAUGAAGGAGCCUCCAACAGUGUGCUAGAGGCUUGCCCUGAUAUGAAAAGUUUGAAGAUCCCAAAAUUUGUAGAUUCUGGGUCUGCUUGGUCACCAUCAGCCGGGCAUGAGAAGCAUUUCUUUGCUGGGUCUUGUGCUGCAUGUUCAAAACAGCGAAGGGUGGGUCAUGGUUUGCCCAAAGUAGAGCUCUGCUCAUGUGUUGCAAUAUCCAAUAAGGAUUGUGAUAAAUUAUCUAGUCCUAAGGAUGAAAUUGGUGUUGAAGCUAUUAUUAUCUCGGGAUCUGCUGAAAAAUUCAACAGUGGACAAUCCAAAGGGGCUCCUUCAGAUCCUCAUAUGGAUAGGAAUGACAAUGUGUGUGCUGUGUGCAAACAAGGUGGAAAGGGCCUACUAUGCAGUGGAAAGGAUUGCAAGAGAUGCUCCCAUCCCCCUUCUUUAGGUACUCCUGUACAUGAUGUUCCAUCAGGAGUCUGGCAUUGUCUCUGGUGUCUGAAGAAAAAGAUUGAAUCUGGUGUCCACUCAGUGACACAAGGAGUAGAGUCAAUUUGGGAUGCUAGAGAAGUGGGUGUAUCAGGAACACAUAGGCAGAAGCAGUAUCUUGUAAAGUACACAGGUCUUGCACAUGUUCACAACCAUUGGGUAUCAGAAGCACAGUUGCUUCAUGAAGCACCAUCUCUUGUUGCAAACUUUAAUGAUAAGAAUCAGGUUAUUAGAUGGAACUCUGAGUGGACAGUGCCACAUCGUUUGUUGAAGAAAAGGUUAUUAUCUUUCUCUGAACUGCAAGGUGGUUGUCAUAAUUUUGAUGCUGGUGAUAAUUCAGAAUGUCAAUACGAAUGGCUUGUUAAGUGGCGCGGUCUUGAUUAUGAAAAUGCCACAUGGGAAUUGGAGAAUGCUAAUUUUCUAUGCUCACCUCAUGGACAAAGCCUUGUUAAGGAGUAUGAGAUACGGCAGGAAAAGGCAAAACAAGUAAUCAACAAGAAUAAUAAGCAAUCUCUUGUUGAACUUUCAAAGAAUUGGGCAGGAAGUUCACUUGUAACUGAUAUUGAUAUACUAAAUUCCAUAAACAAACUACAAGAUUGUUGGUGGAAAUCACAGAAUGCUGCUUUUUAUGAUGAUCAGGAACAAAUAGUGAAGAUAAUUUUGUUUAUCUUAUCUCUGUCAACGGUCUGCUGGCCUGUCCUUAUCAUCACAACUUCCAAUGCUAUUUCUAAGUGGGAAGCUGAAUUCAUGAAAUGGGCCCCAUCUUUGGAUUGUGUAGUUUACCAUGGUAGCAGGGAAUCCAGAAAGAGUAUUGAGACAUUGGAGUUUUAUAGCCAAAGUGGAUGCAUAAUGCUUCAAGUUCUUUUAACCUCUCUUGAAACUGUUGUUGAGGAUAUACAUGUAUUAAAUAGCUUGAGUUGGGAGGUGGUUGUUAUUGAUCAGUGUCAACACUCUAACGUAUCAACUCACAUAGAGAAAAUUAAGACACUUGCUGGGCUAAAGGUGCUUCUCUUCAAUGGUCCAAUUAAGCAUACUGCAUUCGAGUACUCGAACUUACUGUCACUUGUUGAUUCUGAUGGUGAUUUGGAUAAAGUUGAUCUCUUGAAAUCUCACUCAAAUGAUACUCUUGGACAAUUGAAAGAGAGGUUCCCAUGGUUUACUUCAUGCAGCAGCAAAUGGACAUCCAAGUUUCUUGAGUAUUGGCUUCCUGUUCAAAUUUCUGAACUACAGCUUGAACUGUACUGUGAUACACUACUCUCAAACAUCAACGCUCUAUGCUCUUACUCAAAAAGUGAUCCUGUCGGAGCCCUCAAUGAUAUUUUUCUUAAUGUUCGAAAGUGUUGUGAUCAUCCUUUCACUAUUUGGGAUCCAUCCUUGAAUCCCUUCAACAAGGGGCUUUCUCAGCCUGAGAUCUUGGAUAUUGGAAUAAAAGCAAGUGGGAAAUUGCAACUUCUUGACAAGAUGCUAUCUGAGAUGAAAUGCCGGCAGCUAAGAACAAUUGUCCUUUUUCAGUCCUUUGUUGGCACCAUGCCUUCAAUUGGUGACAUAUUGGAUGAUUUUUUGCGUCAAAGAUUUGGUGAAAAUUCUUAUGAGCGUAUUGAUGCAUUUCUGAUACGGUCCAAGAAGGAAUCUGCUCUUAAUAGGUUCAACAAGUUGGAAAAUGGGCGAUUUGUAUUUUUAUUAGAAAACCGUGCGUGUAAAGCGACCCUUAAACUGUCAUCAGUGGAUAAUGUUAUCAUAUAUGGCAGUGAUACUAAUCCAUGGAAUGACUUGAGACUUCUAGAAAAAAUAUCAUUUGAUUCAGACUCUAAACCAAUCAAAGUUUUCCGGUUAUAUUCAAGUUUUACAGUGGAGGAACAAGCACUUGUGAUUGCAAAGCAAGAACCAGAUCACUUACAUAGUCCAAACCGGAACCUGAAUAACACUCUCAUGUGGGGUGCAGCAGAUUUGCUCAGUAGAUUGGAUGGGUACUAUGCUGGAGACGGCCAGGCAUCAGCUAUGCAUACAUCAACUGGGCAGUUGCUUUUUAGUGAUGUCAUAAGGGAAUUCUCCACCAUAAUUUCUGAAAGCUCUGAAAAUGCUGGCAUGCAACGUUCUGUUAUUUCAAAAGUUCUACAUAGUUCUUCACAUUGCACUACAAAUCUUUCACUAUUUGGUGAGCAGAAAAAUAAGUGUACAGGUGGAGAAGCACCUAGUGUCUUUUGGAAAAGUCUGUUGGGGGGAAGAAAUCCUCAGUGGAGACAUAUAAGCUGUCCAAGUCCAAGUCCAAGGAGCAGAAAGAGAGUCCAAUUCUUUGAUGGAUCAUCACCAGAGAUUAACGUAGCGAAGAAGUCUAGGAAGAUGAACAGUGGUUUUGAUGCAAUCUCUGUUCAGCCUGAACAUGAAGGAGGUCAACCUUCUGCUUCAAAGGAAGGGUCUUCUACAAUUAGAGCUUCUAAUGAGUCAUUGCCAACAUCUACUACUUGUGAAAAUGAGGUUGAUUUGGUUGAGCCUGCAGAAAGAAAAAUAAUAUCCGAUGAGCAGCUUAGUCUUCAUAUUUAUCUUAAGGGAGAGAUGGCAAAAAUUUUUAAAGUGCUAAAACUUUCGGAAGAUGUCAAAAAAAUGGCUGGAAGUUUCCUAGAAUAUGUCAUGGAGAACCAUCGCAUUAGUAGGGAACCAGUCGGCAUAUUCCAUGCUUUCCAAAUUUCUCUGUGCUGGACGGCAGCUUCAUUCUUGAAGCAAAAAGUCGACAAAGAGGAGAUGCUCGCAUUAACAAAAGAGCAUCUAAACUUCAAAUGUACUAAAGAUGAAGCGACUACUGUUUAUCUGAGGUUGCGGGCAUUAAAGAAAAAUUUUUCGCAACACAUGAAGAGAAACAAAAGCACGUCAAAUUCAUUAGAGCUUUCUGAAGCAAGUAAGAGUGGUGACACUUGCAAGGCUCCAGUUCAACCACCUUUGGAAGAACAUACUGUUGAUGAGGUCUUGUCAGUUGAACAUGCUAAGGAAGUUUCAAUGGAGUGCGAUCAUCGACCAAAAGUACAUGAUGAUGCUCCUGAUGUAGCUGCUGGGUAUGAGCAUACUGCAGAAGCAAAUACUAUAGCUGAUGGAUCUGCCGAAGAAAAUGUUACACCUAUAAAUAGAACUGAUUUGACAAGUACCACAGCGAACGAGAAAGAGGUCACUAGUAACUCUGGUGAUGGAAACCAGACAUUACAAGAAGUUACUUCUUCAGAUGAUGGUGGUUUGCUACCUCAAAACCAAUGUAAUGGGACACAAGUAUCAGAAAGCCAGAGUACAUCACAAACCGAAGCUGGACUUUCCGAACCCAUUAAUGCUGGACAUAGAAUGUCUGAUUGUGAAUCCGUAUUGGCUGAAAAUAGUGGAAACCAACCAGCUUCUGAUGCUGGUGGUCGCUCUCCGCCUGGUGAAGUUGCAGACAUGAUCUGUAACCAGGAGGACAGUAGUUUACAAACCUCUAGACCUUCUCCCCAGUUGGUUGAGACAGGGACAGUAAUACAACCUUCACCUGAUGCUGAUUCGCAAGAUCCUCUUUACAAUGAAUUUGAUAGGAUGCGUAGAGAAAUGGAGAAUGCUGCCAAGAGCCAUGAAGAUCUGAAAUCACAGCUUAAAUCUGAUUGCGAAAAAGAAAUAGAGGAAAUAAUUGCAGAAAUUCGUAACAAAUACAAUGCCAGACUUCAGGAGGCCGACACAAGAUAUUCUCUGAGAAAGAAUGAACUCGGUGGGAAUCUGAAGAAAGUUCUUUUGAACAAGUUAUUGGCUGAUACUUUCAGAUCUAAAUGCAAUGAUAUCAAACCUUCAAAGCUUCCAGCUGUGCCUACCAGUUAUAUACAGCAUCUACGUCAACCAUCAACACAGCCUACAUCGCGAUCUGCCUCUCUCACAGGCUCAUCUCCAACUGGCAGGCAAACUUCAGCACCCGCUUGUAUGAGACCACCAACUGCUUCACCUUCUGCUGGUGAGCAAACUUCAGCCCAAACUUCUACAAGGCCGCCAUCUGUUGCUUUAUCUUCCAGUGGACAAGUAGUGGGCCGGCAAACUUCAGCACCAGCUUGUACGAGACCUUGGAUUGCUUCACCUUCUGCUGGCGAGCAAACUUCAGCCCAAACUUGUACGAGACUGCCAUCUGAUUCUUUGUCAUCUUCCAGUGGACAACAAGUAGCUGGCCAGCAGACUUCUGCUCCAUCAAAGUCCUCUCCCGUGGUUGGUGAAUCUCCGAGAAGGCUAGCAUCGAUUUCUUUGGUUCCAGCUGGCAUGCAAACUCCAUCACCGGUGAGGAUGAGAUCGCCACCAAUUGGUUUGUCUUCUGGGGGACAAACUGUAGUUGGGCAGCAUACUCCUGCACCAUCAAGACCUCCUUCCAUGGUUGGUAAAUCUCCAAGGAUUCCUAGCAGACCACCACUUAUCAGUUCCAUUACUCCUUCCUCUGGUAAUCCUCGACUAUGGUGCGAGAUUCGUGCCCCAGCACCCCACCUUCAAUCUUUCAGGCCUUCUAUGUCUGCAUCUACAGCUGGUCCCUCGCCCAUCCCGAGUGCUAGACCUAACUUGUCUUCAUAUUCAUCCUCACUCAACCAUGUUCCAAUUCGACCUGGAGUGAUGUCUUCUCAAAAUCCACAACACAAGGAGCAGCCACUCUCUCUGCAACAACCUCCUGCAAGUAUCUCUGACUCUCUAUCUGCACUGGAGCUGCACACAAACCUUGAUAAUCAACCUAAUCCAAACCGCCCAAGGCAGAGUGGUUGGCCAAGUCUUAGCACACCUGCUAACAUGUCUUCUUCAUCUUCACCCUCACUAAACCACUUUAAAACUGUACCAUUAGUGUUAGACUCUUCCCAGCUUUUACAAAAAAUGGACCAUCCCCUGCCACAUCCUCAGAAUCAGCCUUCUGAACCCGAUAACAGACCGCUAUCUGCUGUCAACAUUUUGCGUCUUUCUGCAACAGAGUUGCUCAAAAAUCUUGAUAACCACUGCAGAAAUUUUGAUAACCAAGCUAGCGCAACCCAGCCAAAGCAGAGCGGUGGACCAGGUAAUUGCAUUGCUGCUAACUCUUCUUCAUCUUCGCCCUCGCUCAACCAUGUCCCGAGCCAACAACCAUCAGCGUUGGACAGUUCUAAACUUUCACAAGACCAGGAACAGCCACAGCCAUUAGGUGCAAAUGACUUCAACCCUCAAAACCAGCCUGCUGUUAAUAUUCUGCCAUUUUCUGCCCUUGAGUUGCUCAGGAAUGUUGAUAACCAAGCUACUGCAAGUGCAAACCAGCCUAAUGAUUGAACUUUGUAUUAGUUCUUGGCUUACUUGUUACCAUUAACAAUGCCGGGGCUGUAUUUCCUCCUCAAAUCCUUUGUUUUUAACGCAUAACAUUGUACUAUUUUCACUUGAGAAGCCUGACUGGAUAAAUGAAGAUUGUAGUUUAUUUGAUUUUCUGUAAAAGAAUUGUCUUUCUAUGACU
Ipomoea triloba (trilobed morning glory) is the source of this 6867-nucleotide messenger RNA. RefSeq lists its product as uncharacterized. The coding region runs from base 240 to 6689 and encodes 2149 amino acids. Lineage: Eukaryota; Viridiplantae; Streptophyta; Magnoliopsida; Solanales; Convolvulaceae. Gene Ontology annotation, molecular function: ATP-dependent chromatin remodeler activity; ATP binding. Gene Ontology annotation, biological process: heterochromatin formation. The record is from RefSeq and is a predicted model, not a curated record. The transcript is spliced from 21 exons.